AUGGCGAUAGAUGUGGCUGCCCCGACACUGAACAGCACAGCAACAAAAGCCGACUUUGAUAAAGACGCAACCCCUCGGCCGAUUCUGAAUCGAAUCCUCCGCCACGAUCUGGUGACAUCUGAUUUCGAUGAAUUGAAAUUCCACGCUGCAGCAUCUCGUCAAUUACAAUUAGGCGACGAGAAUACCCAGCACGAGUCUUCAGACAUUGAUUCUCGCCUGAUUGCCUCACCAUACAAUGGGUCGGCUCAUCUCCUGGACUUAAACAGUCUGGACACGCAAAGCCGGCUGCUAUCACUGGCAUUGACAUAUUUCACGCCAACCCGGGACGACUAUGCCACGGCCGAGUAUCUUGAUUCAUUCAAUUGGACCGAAGUCUUUGCUCUCUUGAAAAUGUUUUCAGAGGCUGAAAGUCACACAUGGACGAAACAGACUUUCUAUGUUGUUUCGUUUAGGUCAGUACUCAAGCCGGGUGUUGAUAAUGAUCAUCUCCAUGAUUUGGAUGCAUAUUCGCAUCAGGAAGCAACCACUAGUGGUGGAUUGUUGAAGUAUUGGUUCGGCACGAAGAAUGUCAAGAGACAGAAUCUGGCGACUUGCAUCUGGCGGAAUCGGAAUGAUGCAAGGUUAGGAGGUCGGGGGCCGUGGCAUGCAAAAGCUAGGGUGGCGGGAAGGGAGUUGUAUGAAGAUAUCGAAUUCUCAACUCUGAAGUUGGUAAUUGAGGAUGACGUCUCGUCUUGGAGCAUGAGUGGCUGGACGAGCGAGGAUGAGUCCGGGAUUUGA
Penicillium longicatenatum is the source of this 777-nucleotide messenger RNA. RefSeq lists its product as uncharacterized. Lineage: Eukaryota; Fungi; Ascomycota; Eurotiomycetes; Eurotiales; Aspergillaceae. The record is from RefSeq and is a predicted model, not a curated record. The transcript is spliced from 2 exons. The coding region runs from base 1 to 777 and encodes 258 amino acids.